AUGGAUUUACAAAUUAUCAAAAACGAAAAUUAAUAAGAAAACAAUAUAUAAGUUAUAUAAAAAAAAUUACUUCCAGAAAUAGAAUCCAAUAUUUUAGUAGCAAUUAGAGUACGACCUUUAAAUUAAAAAGAAGAAAACUAAGGUGAUUAGGACAUAAUAAGAAUUGAAGAUAACUUAAUUAUAGUAUUUGAUCCAAUCGAAAUGGAAUUUUUGAAUGAAAAUAAAAAAAUGUUAGAAGUAUAUCACAGAUCAAAAGAGCAAACAUAUGCAUUUGAUAAAGUAUUUAAUAAACAUAGUUAAGAAGAAGUUUAUUAAUAAACAUGUAAAAGUUUAAUAAAACCAGUUGCAUAAGGAUAUAAUGCAACAGUUUUUGCAUACGGACCUACAGGAACUGGAAAAACUCAUACGAUGUUAGGAAAUUAGGAAAUACCUGGUUUAUGUACUUUGACUAUAUAAGAUAUGUUUUAAUUUAUAAGAAAGGAUAUAGAAAAUGAAUAUCAUAUAAGUAUAACUUAUGUAGAAAUAUAUAAUGAAACUAUAAGAGACUUAUUAAUUCCUCAUUCAUCAUAUUUAGAAUUAAGAGAUGAUCCAAUAAAGGGAAUUACUAUUGCAGGAGUAUCUGAAUGUCAUGAAUUUGUUAUUUCUAGGUAAUAAAAGAAGAACUACAGAAUCUACAAAUGCAAAUUUAACAUCAUCUAGAAGUCAUGCAGUAUUUUAAAUUACAGUUGUUUCCAAAUCUAGAACUAAAACAUUGAAUAAGAAAAUAUGACUGGAAAACUAUCACUUAUUGACUUAGCAGGUUCAGAAAGAGGAACAGUUACAGAAAAUCGAGGUAUAAGAUUAAGAGAGGGUGCAAAAAUAAAUUAAUCAUUACUAGCUUUAGCUAAUUGCAUCAAUGCAUUAGGCGAUAAAUCUAAAAAAGGUUUUUUUGUCCCUUAUAGAGAUUCUAAAUUAACCCGAAUGUUAAAAGAUAGUUUAGGAGGUAAUUGUAAAACAGUAAUGAUAGCAAAUAUAAGUCCAAGUAGUUGCUAAUUUGAAGAAACAAUAAAUACUUUAAAAUAUGCUAAUAGAGCAAAAAAUAUUAAAACAAAAGUUUUAGCUAAUAAAAAAUUAGUAACAAUACAUAUAGCUUAAUACAAAAAUAUUAUAAAUGAUUUGAAAUAAGAAAUAGAUUAAUUAAAAGCAAAACUUCAUGAAAGAAUUAUGGAUGGUGAUAUUCUUAAUUGUCAAGAUGAUGAUUUUUAAUUUUUCGAAAGAUAAAACAAUUAAUAACAAAAUAAUAAUUAAUAAUAAUAAUAAUAAUAAUUAAAUAAUUAAUAAAAAGAUUUAUAAUGUAAUUGUGGAAGAUAUGAAGAUGAAUUAAAUAUGAAAUAAAUUUAGGAAGAAAUAUUCGAGAAUUUUCAAGAUAGAAUUUAAUUAAGAAGAGUUAAAGCAGUAAAAACAUUGAAACUCUCAACAGAAUAAAAUAAACUUAAAAAAGAACUUAUGAAUUUAUCAUUAAUGGAUAAUAUUAAUACAGCCAAAAAAAUUAGAGAUAAUAUUCCUAAAAAAAUUAAAUUUGAAGAUAAAAGAAAUUUUAUUGAAUUAAUUAUUAAAAAUCAUGUAUUAGAAUUAUAAAAUAUUGAAUUAGAAAUCAAUUUAUAAAUUUAAGAAAAAACUAUAUAAGAUUUUAAAUAGAUUAUCGAAUCUUAAAAAAAAAUUAUUUUUGAUAAUAAUAUCAGGCUUGCUGAAGAAACGAAUGUUUUAAGCAAUAAUUCUUAAGAUGAUGAUACUUAAUAAGUAGCUUUAGAAGAAAAUCUCUCUGAUGAAGAAUAUGAAUGUAUACCAGAUUAAUAAGAAGAAAAUGAUGAAGAUGAUUAUUUGAACGAUUUAGUAAAUAUAUUUAUAUUUCAAAUUUUUAUAUAUUUAAAUUAUUUUUACUAUUAAAAAGACCUAAUCAAUGGAAAAACAAGAAGAUAAGUUGGUUAUUGA
Ichthyophthirius multifiliis is the source of this 1971-nucleotide messenger RNA. Its product is annotated as kinesin-like protein kif19, putative. The transcript is spliced from 7 exons. Gene Ontology annotation, molecular function: microtubule motor activity; microtubule binding; ATP binding. NCBI's taxonomy places the organism in Eukaryota, Ciliophora, Oligohymenophorea, Hymenostomatida. The record is from RefSeq and is a predicted model, not a curated record. Gene Ontology annotation, biological process: mitotic spindle organization; microtubule-based movement.